AUGUCACGAAAGAAAAUAAAGAAGCUUCUCGCCGCGGUUGCUAUGGUGACGUUUCUUGUGUUGAUAUGCAUGAUCACGUGGUCUUACGACGGUGGAUUGCUUUAUUAUAACGGUAAUCAAAUACCGCCACAGAAACAGGUACCUCUGUUGAAAAUGGUGACGUCACCGACAGGACGUAAAACGUCAUUACUUGAAAUGGCUGAUGAUUACGUAGUGCCCAACAUUGUACACUUCACGUGGAUCGGAGAACGAGUGUAUUUACAAUUUCAUCAUUUCCUGAGUAUAAAGUCGGCGGCCAUUUUUAUUCGUCCGGAUCACAUCUACCUCCAUUGUGACUAUGACCCUGUUGGUAAUUGGUGGCAGACCCUUCGGAAACUCAUCAAAAUAGAAGUGAUCAGGACUUAUCCGUCAACUUCCAUAUUUGGUCACAGGGUGAAACGCCCUGAACACAAAUCCGACCUCAUCCGUCUUGAUGUCUUAAAGGAACAAGGUGGAAUAUUUCUUGAAAAUGACGUCAUUGUGUUAAAGUCCUUUGACCCAUUAAGAAAAUAUGACUUUACAAUGGGUUUGGAGUAUCACGGAUCACCGGGCAGACUAAAUAACGGAAUCAUCGUCUCUAAGAAAAACGCAACAUUUUUGAAUAUUUGGCGGGAAACAUAUCAUAAUUUUACAGAGAGAGAAUGGGACCAACAUAGUUCAAUUAUACCUUACAACUUACAGUAUCAAUUCCCGCACUUAAUACACGUUGAGGAAAGGACCCUGAAUUAUCCAAGCGGUCCCGACCGCCAUCUUAUUUACAGAGAUAUAUAUGAUUGGAAUGAGAACUAUGCCAUACAUCUUUGGUAUGAACUGCACGCGCUCACGCACUCACCGAAAGAUAUAAAAUCCAUGAACACGACCUUCGGACAAAUCGCUCGGUAUGUGUAUUACAAUACCACGAAACUGAUGCCAUAG
Messenger RNA from Ylistrum balloti, 954 nucleotides. RefSeq lists its product as uncharacterized. The transcript has a single exon. NCBI's taxonomy places the organism in Eukaryota, Metazoa, Mollusca, Bivalvia, Pectinida, Pectinidae. The coding region runs from base 1 to 954 and encodes 317 amino acids. The record is from RefSeq and is a predicted model, not a curated record.